Lottia gigantea (owl limpet) is the source of this 447-nucleotide messenger RNA. RefSeq lists its product as hypothetical. The record is from RefSeq and is a predicted model, not a curated record. The annotation marks the transcript as partial. NCBI's taxonomy places the organism in Eukaryota, Metazoa, Mollusca, Gastropoda, Lottiidae. The transcript has 2 exons.
AGAAGAUUGAAAAGCACAAUAACAGGAGUAUUGAGUAAGAACAAUGACAGAAGAUUGAAAAGCACAAUAACAGGAGUCUUGAGUAAGAAAAAUGACAGAAGAUUGAAAAGCACAAUAACAGGAGUCUUGAGUAAGAAAUAUCACAGAAGAUUGAAAAACACAAUAACAGGAGUAUUGAGUAAGAAAUAUCACAGAAGAUUGAAAAGCACAAUAACAGGAGUCUUGAGUAAGAAAAAUCACAGAAGAUUGAAAAACACAAUAACAGGAGUAUUGAGUAAGAAAAAUCACAGAAGAUUGAAAAGCACAAUAACAGGAGUCUUGAGUAAGAAAAAUCACAGAAGAUUGAAAAGCACAAUAACAGGAAAGAUUGAAAAACACAAUAACAGGAGUAUUGAGCAAGAAAUAUCACAGAAGAUUGAAAAGCACAAUAACAGGAGUCUUGAGUAA